Messenger RNA from Corylus avellana, 2006 nucleotides. RefSeq names its product Rhodanese/Cell cycle control phosphatase superfamily protein. NCBI's taxonomy places the organism in Eukaryota, Viridiplantae, Streptophyta, Magnoliopsida, Fagales, Betulaceae. The record is from RefSeq and is a predicted model, not a curated record.
AUGAGGUGCUGUUGUGCGGUUAUCUCUGCUGCGCUCACCCCUGCAAGCUCACUAUCACCUUCUCCUCGAAGCAGAAGCAGAAGCAUUGUUGAACUUCCAAACAACUCUCUCUCCCAAUCCCAGAGACAUUACCAGCUCUUCUCACUUUCUCUUUGCCCCCGAAAGCGAUUCCUCAACAACCGCAAUUGUGACGUUUCUGCACAAUGCGGCCGCGCCGAGGCGGAAGAGCUUUCAGAGGAUGAUUUCGUCGUCGUUAAUUUUUACCGUUUUGUGUUCAUCGAAAACCCAGAGGCCGAGGUCUCCAGGCACCUCUCCUUCUUACAGGGUCUUGACAUACAUGGCCGGGUAUAUCUGAAUGAACAAGGGAUAAAUGCACAGUACAGUGGGCCGUCAAAAGAUGCUCUUCUGUAUGUCAAAUGGUUGAGAGAAGAUGAUAGAUUUUCUGAUAUUUUGGUUCAGAUUUCUCCAGCAUAUAAUGGGCAUGCCUUUCCAAAGCUGAAGUUGCGCUAUAAGCCUUCGUUAGUGCAGCUGGAAGGAGGCAUUUCACAUCUUCCUUUGCUAGACUCUUCGGUGCGAGCAACACCCCUAGCACCACCAGAAUGGAGAAAGAGAUUGGAACCAGGAAAUGGAAUUGGUGCUCCUUCAAAUGAGAAGAUUAAUACAAACUACAUUCUACUGGAUGUGAGAAAUGGUUAUGAAUGGGAUAUUGGCCAUUUCUCUGGGGCUCGACGUCCUUCUGUAGACUGCUUUAGGAGCACUUCAUUUGGUCUAUCCUCGACAGAGGAUGUUGCUUCAGAUCCUUUAGCAAAUGUUGACAAAGAAAAGACGGACAUAUUGAUGUAUUGUACUGGAGGUAUCCGAUGUGAUGUGUAUUCUACAAUUCUAAGACAAAGGGGCUUUCAAAAUUUAUACUCCUUGAAGGGUGGUGUUUCCCAUUAUCUAAAGACUGAAGGUCCUGCAGAAUGGGUUGGGAAUUUGUUUGUGUUUGAUUCGCGUCUUUCUCUCCCACCAUCUUCCUACAAGCCUGAAGCCAUUGUUAAUGCAGCCAGGAGUGAACAAGUUUCUCAGUGUAAUACGUUUUCCAGAUGCUACGUAUGUGGUUCUCAAGUCUCCGAAUUAAGGCAUAGGAACUGCGCAAAUCUCGACUGCAACCUGCUUUUUCUAUGCUGUAUAGACUGUGUGAAGGAUUUAAGAGGAUGCUGUUGUGUAAAUUGCAUUACUGCCCCUCGACUAAGACCCGUGCUGCCUGGGCAUCAAAGAUACGCAAAAUGGCACUUAUAUCGAGAUUUGGAAUGCAAAGCAAGUUGACGGCUGGAUCAGACAUUUAUGGAUUUGGCUUAGGUGUGUAGAUUUUUCAAUAGUUUAGAUUUAAUUCCAAAUUUUUCAUGAGAAAGAGAGAGCAAGUGAAAUAGAUCUAGACGGUUGAAAAAAGUACAACAUAUAUGUUGUAGUUAUUUUACAACACCUAAGCCAAAUCCGGUGUUUAUGUCGGUGAGGUUGGAAGCGGAUAUUGAUUGUACGAACUCAAGUUGCAGCCAUUAGUGAAGAUUUGAUGUUUUUUUUUUAGUAAGAAAAAAAACUGGAAAAUGGUGUCUGCAGCUUUUGCAUCAACAGAGUAUUGGUGAAGGUAAAGUCUAAUUCAGAUGAGAAAUCUAGCAUAGCAGUCUCCAUUAAUGGGUAUUAACAUUGAGUAUAAAUGCCUGCCAAAAAUAAAGCUACUACACAUUUGCAAAUGCCAAAACAAAGCAGCUACCAUAUGAUAAUUUAGAAAAUGCUCAAGGUAUUCUAGUUUUUACUAUAAUUUCCUUAUAAACCCAUAUGGUAAUAGUCUAUAUUUAAUGAGAAUGAGUGAUAAGUGAUAGUUCACAUUUUAGUGGCCGACAUGGUGUCACUGAACUAAUAUGUUAAUUUAUAACUAUGGUAAUGUCACGUUGAUUGUUACAUGACAGUUUAUAUUUUAGUGACUGACGUAAUAAGUGCUAUAUGGAAUACAACACCAGUUUGUA